This is a messenger RNA of Colletotrichum orchidophilum, 954 nucleotides long. RefSeq lists its product as uncharacterized. The transcript is spliced from 2 exons. Gene Ontology annotation, molecular function: ferrous iron binding; oxidoreductase activity, acting on single donors with incorporation of molecular oxygen; zinc ion binding. Bases 1 to 954 code for a protein of 317 amino acids. Lineage: Eukaryota; Fungi; Ascomycota; Sordariomycetes; Glomerellales; Glomerellaceae. The record is from RefSeq and is a predicted model, not a curated record.
AUGGCAGUAGGAAGCAAAGACGAGGGGCCUAUGAACCCGGUGUUCCUCUUCUCACACGGAUCAACGAUGAUGCUCGGCGAGGAGAGCAACUCUGCUACUUACUGGAAGAAGUGCGGUGAUGAAGCUCUCGCUCGGGGCAUUGAGCACGUCGUCAUGAUGGGAGCCCACUGGGCCACAAACGCCCCCGGCGAAGUCCUCAUCUCAGCACACCCCGAGCCCGCAAAGUCGCCAGUUGCCUAUGUAAAUCCCCAGAAGUAUCAUCCAUACAAACUGAACCCGGACCUCGACUACAUCCCCACGGUCCAACAGCACCUCGCCGCUGCGGGUAUCCCCUCCAAAACGGACCCGACCUUUGACUGGAUCCACGACACCUAUCUCGUCCUCAUCCGCAUGUUCCCCGGCGGCUGCCCACCGACGACUCUCAUCUCCAUGAACGACUUUUACGACCCGCACUUUCACGUCGCCGUCGGCGCCGCCCUCAGGCCCCUGAGAGCCGCGAAGCACAAGACGCUCUUCAUCGGGUCCGGCGGCUCGGUCCACAACCUCUACCGAAACAACUGGGCUCCCAUGCUCAAGUUCCGGGACAACUUUGCCCAACCCAACCCGCCGGAGCCCUGGGCGCUGGAUUUCCGCCAAGAAGUCAUCGACACCUUUUGCCCAGCGUACGAGGAGGACGUCCCCAUGGAUCAGGCCGUCUAUGGGAUGACCAUCCGUGGCAAAAAGCCGUGCGGCGGGCCGCUAUUGAGGCGCAAGGUAACGAGCCUGAUGAAGCAUCCCAUGUAUCGCGAGGCGCAUGCCACGGAUGAUCACUUCAUGGCCACCAUGUUCAUUGGAGGCUUGUGUGGAGGACGGGGCGAUGAAGCAAUGAAGGCUGAAAUGGGAGCUGAGGACUGGGAACUCACCAAUAUGUGUAACUCACAAUUCAUUAUUGGCAGCUGGCCGGAUGCUAAGUGA